This is a messenger RNA of Nerophis lumbriciformis (worm pipefish), 1296 nucleotides long. The record is from RefSeq and is a predicted model, not a curated record. NCBI's taxonomy places the organism in Eukaryota, Metazoa, Chordata, Actinopteri, Syngnathiformes, Syngnathidae.
AUGAACGUUGACGGAAAGUCCAGCAAAUCCGGCGCCACCAUCCUCUUCUCCCUCAAGAACGAGGUAGGCGGUCUGGUCAAGGCUCUCCGGACUUUCCAGGAACAACACGUCAAUCUGGUCCACAUCGAGUCACGCAGGUCCAAGCGCAGGAAUUCCGACUUUGAGAUCUUUGUCAACUGCGACGGUGAUCACCGGCAGCUCCGAGAGUUGACACGUCUUUUGUCGCAGCACACCAAUGUGGUCCAGAUAACGUCGCCGAGCCGUAACAAUGACGACGAGCUGCCCGUUCCGUGGUUCCCCAAGAAAAUUUCCGAUCUGGAUCUUUGCAGCCAGGUUCUGAUGUACGGAUCCGACUUGGACGCCGACCAUCCGGGAUUUCAAGACAAGAUUUACCGCAAACGACGUAACUACUUUGCGGAUUUGGCGCGAAGCUACAAACACGGCGACCCUAUCCCCCGCGUGGACUACACGGCCGAGGAGAUUCAAACGUGGGCUCGGGUGUUUCGGGAACUCAACGCGCUUUACCCGAGCCACGCCUGCAAGGAGUUCCUGAAAAACCUCCCUCUGCUGGUCGAACACUGCAACUACAAGGAGGACAACAUCCCCCAGCUGGAGGACGUCUCACGCUUCCUUAAAGAACGUUCGGGUUUCAGCAUCCGUCCUGUGUCAGGCUAUUUGUCGCCCCGGGACUUUCUGGCAGGUUUGGCGUUCCGAGUGUUCCACUGCACACAGUACGUCCGACACAGUUCUGACCCGUUCUACACACCGGAACCAGACACGUGCCACGAGCUGCUGGGCCACGUGCCACUCCUGGCCGAACCGGGCUUUGCGCAGUUCUCGCAAGAACUGGGCCUGGCGUCGCUGGGCGCCGCCGCCGACGCUGUACGCAAGCUGGCCACGUGUUACUUCUUCACGGUGGAGUUUGGACUUUGCAAGCAGGACGGAAGACUUCGCGCCUACGGGGCCGGACUGCUCUCAUCCGCUGGCGAGCUCAAGCACGCAUUGUCAGGCGAGGCCAAGUUGCUCCCCUUCGAUCCUCGUGUGACGUGCAACGAGGAGUGUGUCAUCACCGCCUUCCAAAACGUUUACUUCGUGGCCGACGCCUUCGACGAUGCCAAAACCAAAAUGAGGGAGUUCGCCAAAAGCAUCCGUCGGCCAUUCUCUGUGCGCUAUAACGCGUACACGCAGAGCGUAGACGUGCUGGAGGAUAGCGGCAGCAUCCGAACGCUGGUGGAGGAUCUGCGACACGAUCUCGACAUUGUGGAGGACGCCCUCAGCAGGCUCAACACUGCCUGA